This is a messenger RNA of Mesoplodon densirostris (Blainville's beaked whale), 1605 nucleotides long. RefSeq names its product RNA binding motif protein 46 (gene RBM46). The coding region runs from base 1 to 1605 and encodes 534 amino acids. The transcript is spliced from 4 exons. Gene Ontology annotation, molecular function: mRNA binding. Gene Ontology annotation, cellular component: nucleus. The record is from RefSeq and is a predicted model, not a curated record. Lineage: Eukaryota; Metazoa; Chordata; Mammalia; Artiodactyla; Ziphiidae.
AUGAAUGAAGAAAAUACAGAUGGAACAAAUGGAUGCAGUAAAGUCCGAACGGGUACUCAGAAUGAAGCAGCAUUACUUGCUUUGAUGGAAAAGACUGGAUACAACAUGGUUCAAGAAAAUGGGCAAAGGAAGUUUGGUGGUCCACCUCCAGGUUGGGAAGGCCCACCUCCACCUAGAGGCUGUGAAGUUUUUGUAGGAAAAAUACCUCGUGAUAUGUAUGAAGAUGAGUUAGUUCCUGUAUUUGAAAGAGCUGGGAAGAUAUAUGAAUUUCGACUUAUGAUGGAAUUUAGUGGUGAAAAUCGAGGUUAUGCUUUUGUGAUGUAUACUACAAAAGAAGAAGCCCAGUUAGCCAUCAGAAUUCUUAAUAAUUAUGAGAUUCGACCAGGGAAGUUUAUUGGUGUGUGUGUAAGCUUGGAUAAUUGCAGAUUAUUUAUUGGAGCUAUUCCGAAGGAAAAGAAGAAGGAAGAAAUCUUGGAUGAAAUGAAGAAAGUUACAGAAGGAGUUGUAGAUGUCAUUGUUUACCCAAGCGCAACUGAUAAGACCAAAAAUCGUGGUUUUGCAUUUGUUGAAUAUGAAUCUCACAGAGCUGCUGCUAUGGCUAGGAGAAAACUAAUUCCAGGAACCUUCCAACUGUGGGGCCAUACCAUUCAGGUAGAUUGGGCUGACCCAGAGAAAGAGGUUGAUGAGGAAACCAUGCAGAGAGUUAAAGUUCUCUAUGUACGAAAUUUAAUGAUCUCAACUACAGAGGAAACAAUUAGAGGAGAAUUCAGUAAAUUCAAACCUGGUGCAGUUGAACGAGUAAAGAAACUUCGAGAUUAUGCUUUUGUUCACUUUUUCAACCGAGAAGAUGCAGUGGCUGCUCUGUGUGUUAUGAAUGGCAAAUGCAUCGAUGGAGCAAGGAUUGAGGUAACCCUGGCAAAACCUGUGCAUAAAGAAAGCUCGUGGAGACAACAGCUUCUUAACGGUCAGCUGAGCCCCAAUUCGGAACACCUGAGUGUGUUUGCUAACAGAGAAGAGAGCCACCCCAAAAUUCUAGGCAAGCCACCAACUCUUCCAGCUCGUCUCAAUGGCCAGCCUAGCCCAGGCCCCCCUGAAAUGGAAAGAGGCACUUAUCCAUUUUUUCCUGGAACAAAGCUUACUCCAAUUAGUAUGUAUUCUUUAAAAUCCAGUCAUUUCAAUUCUGCAGUAAUGCAUCUGGAUUAUUACUGCAACAAAAAUAAUUGGGCACCACCAGAAUAUUAUUUAUAUUCAACAACAAGUCAAGAUGGGAAAGUACUCUUGGUAUAUAAGAUCAUUAUUCCUGCUCUUGCAAACGGAUCCCAGAGUUACUUCAUGCCAGACAAACUCUGUACUACUCUGGAAGAUGCAAAGGAACUGGCAGCCCAGUUCACAUUACUUCAUUUGGACUACAAUUUCCAUCGCAGCUCAAUAAAUAGUCUUUCCCCUGUUAGUGCUACCCUCUCUUCUGGGCCUCCCAGCCUGCUUCCUUACACUUCAAGGCCUUAUUCUUAUCCAAGCUAUCCCUUGUCACCAACAGUAUCACUUGCUGACGGCAGCCAUGUUGGACAGCGGCUAUAUAUCUCCAAUCAGGCCUCAUUCUUCUGA